CUCAAGUUGACAUCGAUAAUGGACGCACACGCAUCAACGUCGACAGGCGCGAUGGACGAACGUAGAAAGAAUGCAUUGAAGAGUUACCGCGAGAAAAUGCGUGCACACGAGAACAUCAGCCAAAGCCUCAAGAACUUGCGGUUUUCCCUUAAGGACCUCGAGAAGGAUUUUGCACAGACGGAAAAUGACAUCAAGGCUGUCCAGUCCGUUGGACAAAUCAUUGGCGAAGUGAUGAAGCAACUCGACGAUGAAAGAUUCAUUGUUAAAGCCUCUUCAGGACCUAGAUACGUGGUCUCAUAUCGUCCGGCACUUUCUGCCGCGAAGCUUAAGUCGGGAACGCGCGUUUCUCUCGACAUGACCACACUCACUAUCAUGCGGAUAUUACCACGUGAAGUCGACCCACUAGUAUACAAGAUGAGUUUGGAAGACCCUGGCAAAGCUUCUUUUGCAGGCAUUGGCGGCUUGUCCGAGCAAGUGCGCGAACUUCGUGAAGUCAUCGAACUCCCCCUCCUCAAUCCAGAGUUGUUUACUCGCGUUGGUAUCAAACCUCCCAAGGGUGUCCUCCUGUAUGGCCCACCUGGCACGGGAAAGACCCUUCUUGCGCGUGCAGUAGCCGCAACUCUGCACACCAAUUUCUUGAAAGUCGUCUCCUCCGCCAUCGUCGACAAGUACAUUGGUGAGUCUGCGCGUGUCGUGAGAGAGAUGUUCGGGUACGCGAGGGACCACGAGCCAUGUGUGAUUUUCAUGGACGAAAUCGACGCUAUUGGGGGGCGAAGGUUCUCCGAGGGAACGAGUGCCGACAGAGAAAUACAGAGGACCCUCAUGGAGCUGCUCAACCAAAUGGAUGGCUUCGAUUCGUUGGGACGGACGAAGCUAAUCAUGGCUACUAAUCGUCCCGAUACACUCGAUCCCGCGCUGUUACGCCCUGGACGGCUUGAUCGUAAGAUCGAAAUUCCACUCCCCAAUGAGCAAGCGCGGCUAGAAAUCCUCAAAAUUCACGCUCAGGCGGUAAAUAAGAGUGGCGAGAUCGACUUUGAUGCUAUUGUCAAGCUCACAGAUGGGUUUAACGGAGCCGACUUGCGGAAUGUCGUCACAGAAGCGGGGAUGUUCGCCAUUCGCGAUGACAGAGAAUAUAUCAUCCAGGAAGAUCUCACCAAGGCUGCGCGUAAAGUUGGCGAUGCCAAGAAGCACGAAACGAAACUAGAGUACUCGGCGUAGCUUGCUUGUAUUGUAGCGUACUCAUCAUUUUAUUGACAUUUUUGCAAAACUACCCGAUGGAAUACCAGUCC
Molecule: messenger RNA, 1289 nt
Organism: Pisolithus orientalis
Lineage: Eukaryota; Fungi; Basidiomycota; Agaricomycetes; Boletales; Pisolithaceae
Product: P-loop containing nucleoside triphosphate hydrolase protein
Exons: 9
Coding region: 19-1218 (399 amino acids)
Biological process (GO): positive regulation of RNA polymerase II transcription preinitiation complex assembly
Cellular component (GO): proteasome regulatory particle, base subcomplex; cytosolic proteasome complex
Molecular function (GO): ATP binding; ATP hydrolysis activity; proteasome-activating activity
Source: RefSeq, a predicted model, not a curated record